AUGGCUUUUGAGGCUCUGUCUGGCAAGGUUGGCCCAUCUAUUUACCUGCUUUGCGUCUGCAUCACAUUCGUGUUCGUUGUGGUGUCAACACCGAUUGCGCAAUUCAAGGGCAAGGGUGUCACCGUUACUGGUGCCGGUCAGAAGGGGUCGUGCGUCACGUUCUGGGGCCUGAAGAACGACUGCAAGACGAACGGCUACACGCUCCGUCCUGCUGACAUGAUGUGUGAAGAAGGCAACACCCGCCUCCGUCAGGUGUUCCAGGCCGCUGAGGCGUUCUCCAUCAUCUCCAUCUUCGUUGUGCUUGUUUCAGGCAUUGCGGUCGUAAAGCAGCUUGCUGGGUCCUCGACGCACUGGAUCGCCGUCCUUUCUGCCCUUUUGAGCGUUGCCACGGUCCUGAUUCCAUGGGCCUGCAUGGCCGCUGUGCCCCAUAGCAAUAUGUGCGGUGAAGCCUUCAAAGCCGCGUGGAAAGCCAACUGGAAGUUCAGCGCCGGGUUUGGUCUCUUCGUUUCCGGCUGGGCUAUUCAGGUGAUCGGUACGGCCUGUCUCAUUCUCCUGAAUUAA
This is a messenger RNA of Trypanosoma grayi, 561 nucleotides long. Its product is annotated as amastin. The coding region runs from base 1 to 561 and encodes 186 amino acids. The transcript has a single exon. The record is from RefSeq and is a predicted model, not a curated record. NCBI's taxonomy places the organism in Eukaryota, Euglenozoa, Kinetoplastea, Trypanosomatida, Trypanosomatidae.